Saimiri boliviensis boliviensis (Bolivian squirrel monkey) is the source of this 1091-nucleotide messenger RNA. It is a transcript of the gene ANXA2R, whose product is annotated as annexin A2 receptor. Gene Ontology annotation, molecular function: signaling receptor activity. The record is from RefSeq and is a predicted model, not a curated record. NCBI's taxonomy places the organism in Eukaryota, Metazoa, Chordata, Mammalia, Primates, Cebidae.
AGAUUUGCUUAGUGUCUGUUUCAUUUCGAUUUCUUUUCUUGCGAUUUUUUUUUUUGGUCGAAAUUACAGUUCGUUUUGGUUCCAUGCGCUCUCUACACUGUUACCGUUUUUCUAUUGUCUACUAAUUUUCGCGCAUUUGUUACUAUUGAGUUUCCUAGUUUCCGGCUGGCCUCCGCCCAUCCGCUCCGGAGGGCAUAAAUACCCAGGCUCCUGGAUAUUUGGUCUGCAGAAGGCUCUCGCUCCUGGAUCAGCGGAAACAUCUGUUUCCUCGUGGUCUGAGGCUUAAGAGAUGGAGCAACAUUUUCUUGGCUGUGUGAAGCGUGCCUGGGAUUCCGCGGAGGCGGCGCCAGAGCCCCAGCCUCCGCCUAUUGUGAGGUCAGAAGACUGUGGGCCGUGGCCUCUUCCUUUGUAUCCAGUACUGGGAGAGUGCUCUCUGGACAGCGGUGAUUCGGGACUGCUUUCCAGUCCUUGCUGGCGGCUACGCUGGAUCUACCCACAAAACGCACUCUUUCCCGGAGUCCAGAGCGUCUUGGAACCAAGUACAGCCCAGCCCGCUGAGUUCAGUUGGCCCGGGACACAGAAGCAGCAAGAGGCACUUGUAGAAGAGGUGGACCAGGCAGAGCAAUCUGAGAGACUCGCACUCUGGCAACUUCCCUUGCGCAGUCCUCCCCAGCCCUGGGAGAGACUGGAGGACACCGAGGCCUGUGACAGCGGGCGCCUUUCGGAAUGCCACCGUCCUCCAGCCUUCCGUUGGUGGUGCCACCUCCCAGGCUUCUCAGACUGCCUGGAGUGGAUUUGUCGCAUUGGUUGUGCCGCGUUCUCUGUACCCUGGGCGUGUUGCCCACGGAUCUGUGGAGCUAAGCAGCCUUAGAUAGCGGCAGAAGCCUUUUUGGAUUCUCCUCCUUGAAAAGAUUCUCAGUUACCAAAUGUCUCCACACAGAAAAUAAAAAUACAUUAAGAUGUGCCUUCAUUGCUGGUUGUCAAUUUUUAAAUUCUCUUUUGCUGAUGAAUCUCCCUUCUGUCAGGUCGCUUAUUACUUGCAGUUUCCUUAUAUUUUAAACAUUUAUAUUUAUUUUGUUGCAUAUUUUAUU